GAAAAUGAUGACACAUAAAUACCAUGCGAUUAAAACACGUCAGAUUUCAACCAGCCAAAAAAAGAAAUAAAACGUGGGCCCACCUCCUGCCAAAAUCAGUAUCUUCUCUCCUUCUUCCCAUUCAAAACCUAGAAGAGCAGAGGGCAAACACCAACAGCCGCCGCUGGGUUCUUGGAACCCAGACGUGGGUUCAAAGAACCCAGCACGCUUGGGUUCGAAGAACCCAGGCGUGGGUUUGAAGAACCCAGCAGGCUUGGGUUCUUCGAACCCGCGCCUGGGUUCCUUCGAAGAACCCAAGCGUGGGUUCGCGGGAUCCCUGGCCCAAGGUUUCUGACAAUGCUAAGGACCUCGUGAAGAAAAUGCUUCAUCCCGAUCAAGGCGGCGUCUUACUGCUCAAGGAGUUCUCGAAUGCCAAGAAAGCUCUGAAUGUCCCUCUGGGUGAAACUGUGAAAGCAAGGCUGAAACAAUUUUCUGUGAUGAACAAGCUGAAGAAAAGAGCUCUAAGGGUGAUCGCUGAGCAUCUGUCAGUGGAGGAAGUUGCUGGCAUAAAAGAUGCCUUUGCAAUGAUGGACACCAAGAAUAGAGGGAAAAUAAAUCUUGAAGAGCUAAGGAUUGGAUUGCAAAAGCUUGGGCAACAGAUUCCUGAUGCAGAUCUUCAAAUCCUGAUGGAGGCUGCUGAUGUUGAUGGCGAUGGAACUCUGAAUUAUGGAGAGUUCAUGGCAGUUUCUGUCCACCUGCGGAAGAUGGCCAAUGACGAGCACCUACAUAAAGCUUUUGCAGUUUUUGAUCAAAAUCAAAGUGGUUACAUAGAGAUUGAAGAGCUGAGAGAUGCCUUAAAUGACGAUGUUGACACCAGUAGCGAGGAGGUUAUCAAUCCCAUCAUGCUUGAUGUUGAUACAGACAAGGACGGACGCAUAAGUUAUGAGGAGUUUGCUGCGAUGAUGAAGGCCGGUACAGAUUGGAGAAAAGCAUCAAGACAGUAUUCAAGAGAAAGAUUCAACAGUCUAAGCUUGAAGUUAAUGAUGGAUGGUUCAUUAAAUUCAGCUAGUCAAGCCUAGUUAAGAAGUAAAUCAAGCUAAUAUUGCAAGGGAAAGAAAUAUACAUAUAAAUUCCUUGAUUUUUGCUGAUUACAUGAUAUUUUUUUCUACUACUGGUUUGUUUUCAUUUCAUGCGGAUCAUUUGGAUAUAGAUUGAAUUGCACUCAUGUCUAAUAUUGUCUUUAAAUGGUUGUGUGUUUAGAAUAUAUUCUUCCUGAGGCUGAAGUAGUAGCUGGAGAAGUAAAAGAAUUCAACACAU
Molecule: messenger RNA, 1296 nt
Organism: Rubroshorea leprosula
Lineage: Eukaryota; Viridiplantae; Streptophyta; Magnoliopsida; Malvales; Dipterocarpaceae
Source: the annotation of a GenBank genome assembly